UGUUGUCACUGUUGUAACGACACCAUCAUUCUAAUGACACCACCACCAUCAUUAUUGUAAAUGUUGUAAGGACACCAUCGUUGUAAUGACACCACCGUCACCAUUGUAACUGUUGUAACGACACCAGCAUUGUAAUGACACCACCACAUCAUUAUUGUGAUGACACCGCCGUCACCAUUGUAAUGACACCAUCAAUCACCAUUGUAAUUACAUCAUCAUCAAUCAUCAUCAUUCAGAACCAACAGCGGCGGCGGCAGCAGCAGCAGCACACGAAUCUAUCGCCCCCUUCAGAGCGCAUGCACCGUGUGCAUCCAUUCCAUCAGCUCUCUCCUCCUCCUCUCCCCCACCUAACUCUCUCCCGCCUCCCCAUCCACACCGCGCAUCACUGCCAGCUCCGACACACGCGCGCGCACACACACACACACGCAUGCUCUCUCCCUCUCUCACACACAUACAUACACACGCGCGCGCGUCUCUGCGAUUCAGAAGCGGGUCACCGCUUCCGAGCCAAGGGUUGGGUUGGGGGGGGGGUGGUGUUAGUGGGUAACGUUUUAAUCAGGAGCCCACGGUUCAUCGUCGCUCGAUGGAAGACCUCCGGUAUAAGAGGAGCAGCAACAUCAGCAGCAGCAGCAUUUGCCAUCACGAGUACAGCGACCAGCGCAGCUGCCGGAGACGGAAGGAGGGAGACGCGAUGAGAAUUGACUAAGGUCGCCGACGCGCGGACGGACAACGCGAAGCGAGCGGUGUUGGCUGGCCGCCGCUUGGCUGGUUAGCUCGGUGGGACGACGCAGGGAGGAGGAGGAGGAGGAAGGGAGGAACGAAGGGAGGAGGUAUGAUGAGCGGGGUGGGAGAGCGUGGUAUGGGUUUCGGGGAUGUAUAGAAGCAGCCAGAGAUCCGAUGAGAGUGAGAGAGAAUAUAGAAUAUAAUUAUUGGUAUCAUUAUCAUCAGCAGCAGCGGCAGGGGCUUUCACAAUCAGCAUCCGAGGCAGCGAGCGGUGGUCGCCUCUUCGUGCCGAUGUCAUUCGGCGACACAGGCGGCGGAUUCGCUUUCGUUCUGCCGUCUAAAAAAAACAUCGCCGCUUUUAUGCGUAUUAUUGGACGAUUGUUGAUCGUUCACAUUGCCGCUACGCUUGUAACGAUUUGUAACAAUAGUGAGCCCGUCUCGAACAAUGCCUCUUCAUUGUCGCCGUUUGUACGGUAACAAUUAUUAUUAUUAAUACAUUAGUUAGUAUAGGGAAGGAACUGCCUUCACACGACAAUAAUACUGCACGGUCGUCAGUAUUGUUAUAACCUAUUGUUCAUCACUGUUCCGUAGCAUUCGGUACUCACGUGAGGUUUUUUUUUUUUCCCCCGUACCAACUACGAAUACGGGAACAUUUCCAAUCUUCUCCGACGACUAUUAUUAUUGUAUAAUUAAAUAUAAUUGUUUGGAUACGCGACUCCUAUCGUUGCUCGCGGUGUUCAAUCGCAAACGACACGAAAUCAAACACAACGCGUCUGUCUGUAGCACUACCUCUUAAAAGGAGGAGGGUGGGGCGGGUAAAUAUAUAUAUCAUCGGCGACGUUUCGGGCGAGAGGCCAGAGAGAUAAGUCAUCAAAUCAUAUCGGCUGCUACAGCUGUCGCGGAAUAGGAGAACGGGGGUGGGGCAAGGGAUAUCACGGCAGUCGCUUUGACGCGACUAUAGCCUCGGUAGAUAGCUGGCUAUAGACAGAGAGCUGCUGGCUAAGAUAGCUGGCCAGAUCACACGGCGAAAGGAAGGGGGUAAGAGCCACCACCAUCAUCAUCACCAUCAUCGUUAGCACCGGCAGUAGCACCAACGACGACAGCCAGCAUGAUGAAACGCAAGUUCAAGUUGCUGCUCGUGGCCGUGCUGGUGCUCGCCUGCUGCCUGCACAUCGUGCUGGACCUCCUGCCCGAGCUGGAGAGGCGCGUGCUGCGAGCGGACGACUGCGGUUGCGGCGCGGCGGGCGGCGUGGCACGGCGCUCCCCGGGCUCCCGGCACAACGCCGCCAACGACGGAGGCAAGGCGGCUUUGAGAAUUCUGCAGGACGUCAGCAGCGGCGUGGUCGGUGGUGGUGGUGGUGGGUCAUCGAACAGCAGCUACCACCACCAACACCAUCAUCAACAACAACAACAGCUGCUGCGGCAGGGUACGCCGGCGGCUAACGACGGGGGCGACGGGUCAUCUCGUGGCCGGAAGAGGACUGCGGGCGAUGAUGGCGUUCCGGCAGGCGGCAUCAAAGGGGUCAAGAGGUCGAGGGAUGGUGGCGGUGGCGGUGAUGAUGAUGCGGAGGUGGUGAUGGUGGAGGACUCGGCGUGGUCGACUCUAGACGCGCUCUUCGCUCACCCUCUCUACACGGUGACCGUUGCGACGCCAGCCAAGGAGGACCUUCUCUUCAUCGUGGAACCAGGAGCCAAAUUUAAUCCCAAGAGUAAACGCCUGGACAGCGAUGGGUGGACGAGUGACCCGGCGGCCGAGCCAAUCCCCGGCCCGCAGGCCGCGGCGAGCCGCAGUCCGUACGACACGUACCCCAACUGGCUGAGGUUCCACGUGGGGAUCACGCGGCGCGCCAUGUACGGGCGCCGGGCGCCAGUGGUGGACGCCCUCCUGGGCGACCUGCUGAGCCAGAAGAUCGUAAGUGUGGUGAUGAAGUCGGGCGGCACGCAGCUCAAGCUCAUCAUGACCUUCAAGAACUACGGCCAGGCGCUCUUCAAGCCCAUGAAGCAGCGGAGGGACCAGGAGACGCCGCCCGACUUCUUCUACUUCUCCGACUUUGAGCGGCACAACGCGGAGAUCGCCGCCUUCCACCUGGACCGCGUGCUCGACUUCCGCCGUGUGCCGCCCGUGGUGGGGCGCCUCGUGAACAUGACGCGCGAGAUCCGCGACAUCACCAACGACAGCAAGCUCGUCAAGACGUUCUUCAUCUCGCCCGCGAACAACGUGUGCUUCUACGGCGACUGCUCGUACUACUGCACGACGGAGCACGCGCUGUGCGGGCGGCCCGACCAGCUGGAGGGAUCCCUCGCCGCCUUCCUGCCGGACACGGAGAUCGCGCCACGCACCUCCUGGCGCAACCCGUGGCGCCGCUCCUACCACAAGCGGCGCAAGGCCAACUGGGAGAUCGACCCCAACUACUGCAGCGAGGUGCGGAAGACGGCGCCGUACAACUCCGGCACGCGGCUCCUGGACGUCAUGGACAUGACGGUGUUCGACUUCCUCAUGGGCAACAUGGACCGGCAUCACUACGAGACGUUCGAGAAGUUCGGCAACGAGACGUUCAUCAUCCACCUGGACAACGGGCGCGGGUUCGGGAAACACUCUCACGAUGAGAUGACCAUCCUGGUGCCUCUGCAGCAGUGCUGCUGCAUCCGCAAGUCCACCUACCAGCGCCUGCAGCUGCUCACGGAGCCCCGGUACCGUCUGAGCGCCGCCAUGCGCGAGUCCCUGUCCCGCGAACCGCUGGCGCCCAUCCUGAUCGAGGCUCACCUGCGGGCGCUCGACCGCCGCCUGCUUCUCGUGCUGGACGCGGUGCGGGCGUGCGCGGCGAAGCUCGGCGUCGACGCCGUCGUCCUGCCCGAGCCGCCCGCGGCCGUGGCGGCGCCGCGAGGCGCGGGCAAGGACCGAGGAAGGAAAGGAGGAGGAGGAGGAGGA
Petromyzon marinus (sea lamprey) is the source of this 3652-nucleotide messenger RNA. RefSeq names its product extracellular serine/threonine protein kinase FAM20C-like. Gene Ontology annotation, biological process: enamel mineralization; protein phosphorylation. Gene Ontology annotation, cellular component: Golgi apparatus. Gene Ontology annotation, molecular function: phosphotransferase activity, alcohol group as acceptor. NCBI's taxonomy places the organism in Eukaryota, Metazoa, Chordata, Hyperoartia, Petromyzontiformes, Petromyzontidae. The record is from RefSeq and is a predicted model, not a curated record.